GUAUGGUUUUGGUGGGCAUGGCCAAAACCCUCAGAGUUUCAUCUUCAACUUCAAAGCCGAGAGCGUCAAGAAAGGAAAAGGGAAAGGGAAAAGCUACUGCAGAGGGUUAUAGUGAUGGGGAUGAUGAGUCUCAUGAAUUUGAGGUGAAAGAAACUAAGAGUGGAGUACGAGACGAUCAUGGAUGGGAAGUCUGCCACUUGCGAGCAGAUGGCUGA
Molecule: messenger RNA, 215 nt
Organism: Ilex paraguariensis (yerba mate)
Lineage: Eukaryota; Viridiplantae; Streptophyta; Magnoliopsida; Aquifoliales; Aquifoliaceae
Source: the annotation of a GenBank genome assembly